AUGAAAGAUAAUCAACAAAUCGGUUAAGCUAUCUAUAAAAUGAGCGAAGGCAAACGCAAGUAACUGUUUAAUCACCUUCUAAACGAAUUUAGAAACAGCAAGGUAAAUAUUGGUACUCCCAACUAUCUGAGCGGAGCUCCGCAGGGCAUGCCCUAGCCAUCCUCCAAUUUAAGUGGCAAUACGCCGUCAACUAUCAAGCAUAAUAAAAAGAAAUCGUCCUCAAUUGAGAAGAAGCUAACAACCAACACUAUCCAGGGCGGAACGGACUUGAUAAAGAAGCAGCAGAUUCCUAAAAAGACGGUUAAUCACAAAAAAUCCAAGAGCUACAUUACAGCCAAUGUUCAAGAUCAACUGAGAGAUCAAUCGAUCAACCACUCUAAUCAUCAGUAGCAGCUGUACUAUCAGUAGAUGAUGAGAAAGGACAUGCAGGUGAAUGGCAGCACUCUUGAAAACUCUUUCGGAUAAGGAGCUAUUUCCAAUAAAUCCUAUGAAAGAAUCCUAGCAGAAACCAUUGAGGCCUAAAAUACAGCUGCGAACUAAUUUGGUGGAGGCGCAAUUAACUACAUCUCAAACUAGUACUAUCAAGUCAGUCCUCCGUAAAACCUGAUACCCAAUGUCCAAACUCAGCACAAUAUGACUCUUUAGCUUAGCUCUAAGAGAGGCAAUGGUAAUAGUAUUUAUUGGAAUCCUAAUUUUGAUAGGUAGUGCAAACAUCUCUUAGACACGCAUUAAUUAGGAGAAGUACGACUCUCAAAUGAACCGAGAAAAGUCUUAAUCAGGCUAUCAGAGCAAUAAAUCUAACCACAACUCUCACAAGUCCCUCUCAAGCAGUAAACAUAUAUUGAUCUACUUACUCACCUUAAACUUUUUUAAAUAGACUCAAAAUAUGAUCAACAGCAAAAAAAGAAAUCUAGAGGCAGUGAUUAGUUCCAAAUCAACAGCAAUCAGCGCUCCAAGUGCGAAUCCAACAGGAAUUCCAAAAAGAACUCGCCCAAUAACACCAUUAACACCUCUAAAGGAACUAUUAACAUCAGAGAAGCAAGAACAAAACCAACAUCACCAGAAAGAUCGUAUGUACUGAUCAACUCUUUUAAGCAGGGAGGUACUAAGGGUAGCUAGGGUAGUAGUUUUGUGAUUCCAGGAAGUAUGGUUAACUAAAGAGAGGAAAGAAAAGCCCUAAACAUGAUGUCAAAUAUCAAUUAGAAUCAACAUUAAUAGCAGAACAGCUCUUCUUUAUCCUAGAAUAAUAGAAUGUCUCAGAACUAGAUUAUGAAUCAUCAGCAACAGAGAAUAAAUGGAUAAGAAUUUGUCUCAAUCCAGUAGCAAGCAUCAAGCAAGAGAAAGAACUUUAAGAACAUGUUUUAUUCACCUAAGGGUGGAAGAGAUGCUUUUACAGAGCCACAUUCAAAGUACCCAUCCUAGGCUCAUACAAAGGAACACUCUCCAGCUCAUAAGAUGCUUGAGAUCUCCUAACAAUUUUCUUAGACUUCCAACCCUUAACAGUUACUACCCUCUGCUAUCAAUCAUUCAACUACUCUUGGCCAUCACCCAAAGAUCAGAGCCUCAGCAAAUAAGCCCCCUACUCAACUGAAGAAUAAGAGCAGCAAUCUUAGUACUGGAGUAGGUCUAAUGUACUCUACCAAAGACUCUAAUAACAAAAAGCAAAAACUCAUGGCUCAUAGUUAAAUCUAAGAGCUUGAGGGAGCAUUUUAGACUAGCUCAUUCUUGGAAGAAUCUUAUAUGAAGAAUGCUACUAAUAACUACUAGAUAAGAAGAGAUGACAUCUCGUUUGACUCAUCGAACAACUAAUUCUCUCAGACAGGUACCCCUAAUCAAUACAAAAUGAAGUUAAACAUCCAGCAACCCAGUAACUAAUCAGUUAGUGGCCAUGGAGCUGUAAAAAAGAUCAAUGUUGUUGGCAGAGAUGUCCUUCAGAGUUAACUUCAAAAUACUUAGCAGCAGAUACCUAAUCCAAUUAUGCAGUCUAAUUCUACUAUUGAACGAAAGCCUAAGAAGAUUGUCAUGCAAGGUGGCAAUUAAUAUCCACAUACUACUGGCCUUAAUACUAAAACUAAUAGCUAGAUUCCAUCUCCUACCAAUAGCAAACUUUAAAGACCUUAGAAUUAACAGAAAAAGUAAAGAUUUUAGUCCGAAGCAUCUUCUCCUCUUAAUCACAAUCCACCUAUUAGUACAAAUGGUAUCUAGUUAUAAGAACUACCUGCCCAUAAGAAAAGAGGUAUUAGCAUUAGCGGCCAUCCAUCUGGAGGUAACAACUUCUAAAUAUCCAACUAGCAAGACAGCAUCGAGUCAUUCAACAACACUAAGAAAUUUUCUUAAAACCCAGCUAAGAUGACUUCGUAAAACCAGCAGCAGUUUCUCUUCAAUUAAUACGUUAAAACUAAGAAGCAGAGGUAAAAGAUUGAGUCAAACGAGGGUUCCUUAGAGAGAGGUUUAUAGCAUGGUCAGACAGUUGGAGCUGGAGUGCAUCUACAGCCAUUAAAUUAAGAACCGUUCUUUGACCAGCAACAUCUGAAACACUCAGCCACUGAGCUCUCACCAAGGUCCAAAGAGGUCAAUCUGAUAAAAUCACUUAUUAAAGAAUGCUUUGCUAAGUACUCAAAACCGCCUAAGACAUAAAUAGAGUUGUAUAAAAUAGGUAAAAUGCUUGGAAAAGGGGCUUUUGGUAGAGUCAACUUAGGUCUUCACAGACUUACUCGUAGACUAGUGGCUAUCAAGACCAUUAACAUGGAGUUCAUGAAGGAUGAAAGCAGCAAGAAGAAAAUGUCUAAUGAAAUCAGCAUUCUCAAGAUGCUCAGACAUCCAAACGUAGUAAAGCUUCUUGAAACUUUCGACACUGAAAAGCAUCACUUGAUAGUCAUGGAACUAUGUCCAGGUGGAGAUCUGUUGAACUACGUCCGAAAGCGCAGAAAGCUCAAUGAAAACAUGGCUAAGUUCGUGUUCAAGCAGAUUAUGGAAGGUAUCGCCUAUCUGCAUCAAAACGGAGUAGUCCACAGAGAUAUCAAGCUAGACAAUAUCUUGCUUGACGGGCACGGCCACAUCAAACUAGCAGAUUUCGGAGUGUCUCGUAAAGUUUCAGAGAACAAUGAGCUCUUGUUUGAGCAGUGCGGAACACCCGCUUAUAUAGCUCCUGAGAUUGUUAGAGAACUGGGCUACAAAGGAUACCCAGUAGACAUAUGGAGUGCAGGAGUGUGUCUCUAUGCUAUGCUAUAUGGAAAUGUACCCUUCAAGGCCAAUCAAAUGGGAGAUCUUAACAAAAUGAUCUUAGAUGCGAAUAUUGAGUACAAAGAUACAGCCAGUGAAGAGGCUAGAGACUUAAUGAUGAGAAUGCUUCAAAAGAAUCCAAAUAAGAGACUGACAGCUGAGGAAGUAUUGGAUCAUGCCUGGUUUGACUAGGUUGAUGAGUAGAUUAACAUAUUUGAUGAGCAAGAACUAGACCUGAUCAAGAAAGAGUUCACCUAUGUUUGUCAAAAGGCCAAGCUAAAGGAGCUUAAGUAGCGUAAACCAGACGAUCUUAACACUGAGUUUACCGAACAUUCCAUUAACUCUAAUGAGAAUACACUGAUGAAGAACAACUCAAGUCGGUCAGUCAUCCUGUGUCCCUUUAACACCCAGGCAGGUGCAGCAGCCAAGUCGAUCUACGAGGACAUUAGAGACAUGCUCGUAGACAAGGACAUGGCUAUUAGGUUUAAUGCCAGAGUGAGAGAGUGCGAUCGACAGUACGAGAAGUUCAACAACUAGGACUUCGAUAACGGAGUCUACCAUAAGUACGCCUACAACUAGGGCAAGAACAAAGAAGAGGUCGAGGCGCUUAAAGAAGAAGUCAUAGACAAAGACGAUGUCAAAAACAAAAACCUAGUUCGGAGAGGCAAUCGUCGACUCAAACCUGACGCUGACAACCAGAACUACUAUAUAAAGAUUGACGAGAAGAUAACUGUCCAGGUUGAGGAGUUUGGGUUCCCAAAGCCUUACAUACUCAAGUGCCUGAAUGACAACGUCAAUAAUCACUGUACCACCUCCUACUAUCUGCUGUGCAUGGACCAGAACUACUGA
Molecule: messenger RNA, 4071 nt
Organism: Stylonychia lemnae
Lineage: Eukaryota; Ciliophora; Spirotrichea; Sporadotrichida; Oxytrichidae
Source: the annotation of a GenBank genome assembly